This is a messenger RNA of Phymastichus coffea, 4154 nucleotides long. RefSeq names its product transcriptional regulator ATRX homolog. Lineage: Eukaryota; Metazoa; Arthropoda; Insecta; Hymenoptera; Eulophidae. The transcript has 5 exons. The coding region runs from base 127 to 1167 and encodes 346 amino acids. The record is from RefSeq and is a predicted model, not a curated record.
GCUGACACGUAGGCAUCACCAGUGCAGAUCAGUCCGCUGCUGGCCUUUGCUGUCAGUGUACUCUAUCGUUCGUCGACUUCAUACUUUAUUAAUCGAAAAGAAUAAAGAAAAUAAGUAACACAAGUCAUGGAUCUAAGCGUAAUAUUGCAACCGCAAGUUACGGUACCAGUAUGUUUUGUAGUGAUUUGCGCAAUCCUGACGUUCGUUUUUGGUUUCAAGAAAACCGAGCAACCGCCCUUCGCCCAUUUCUCAAGCAUCGCCGACGCUGAACGAAAAACUCAAGCUCAUUCCAAGAAAAAAUCCAAGAACAAGGAGAAGCGAGCAGCCAAUGGUCAAGUGACAACGGAAAAGGCCAGUCCAUCGAAAAAAUCGACUCCCAAAACCGAGACAUCGGCCAAAAAGAGUAAUAAGUCCGACGAGAUUGACGGUAAAAUCAAGGAACGUAAACAGGACGACAACAAGACUUCCAACAAUAAGAAGGAGAAAUCUCAAGAGGUUAAGAACAAGGAGAAUAAAGUGGAGCAGACAAAAAAUAAGAAGAACUUGAAGAAUUCACUUCAAGAGAAACCUGUUGAUUACGAUGAAGGUGACUGGGAACUCGCCUACUCUCGUAAAGAAAAAUUAAAAAAGAAGAAAGAAGAAGAGACACCUUCUAAAAAAUCAAAGAAAUCCAAAAAAGCUGAGAAUGAGCCUGCUAACAAUAAGGAACAUGAAAAAACUGAAGUAAAGGAUAAAGUUGCUAAAGAAACCGAAAAUAAGGAGUUGAAGGAGAAAGAUAGCAAAGCUAUUUUGAUCUCUAACAAAAACGUUGAACAAGAUAAAGUGGUUGAAAAGGUUGAGGAAGUUGAAAAAGUACAAUUUUUUGCAACUGAAUCACCGAAAGUAGAGAAAGAGGAGAAAAAGUAUAAUAAGGGCAAGAAGGCCAAGAAAAACAUAGAAGCCGACUCAGUAAAACCGAUCUCCGAAACAUCACCGAAACCUGAUAAUGUGACCGCUGAACCUGCCGUUGAAAAUAAGCCUGUCGAAACUCUCGCCAAAGUUGAGAUGGUUGUGAUUGAACAGAGUGAUGAGAAGGCUGGAGUUAUUGCAUUUGACGAAUUAGGAGACGUCUGGAAGGAAGCGAAAGCCCCAAAAAAGAACAAAAAGAAAACUCGUAAGGACAAUUGAGGAUAAAUUAUUGGCCGUUGAAAAUAUAGACAAGUUCCUUGCCCCUCAGGGAUAAUCAAACGAGAUUUUCAUCUCGUUUUCUCCCAUGUAUAUAUGCAAGAAAACUUCAAAUAAGUAAAUUCUUAUUAGGAGAGCUCGACGACGACAAAAAGCUGCCUUAAUAUAUUUCUCAUUAAGAGAAAUAGGCAUAUACAUGUUUUUUUUUUCUAAAUGCAGCUCUUUAUCCAAAAUUUUGCUAGGUAAAAUUUAACGUUGAGAGUUAUUUUAUCUCUUUUUGUAUUGUAGUCACUGUGUCAGUACAGAAGUUCGAAAAUUUCAUAGUCAAAAAUAUCAAUGUGGAUGACAUUAAAGGAAUCCUCUUGAUAUUUUAUUUGUUUUAAAAAGUCGUUGUUCGUGUUUUGUAGCAAUUCGGGAUCAAUAGUUUAUAUAACUAAUGGAAUGUUUAUAGAAAAGCGUGUCAAGUGAACUAACACCUUUUUAUUUCAUUUUUUUAAUGUAAAAGUGUUUGUUGUAUUGUCUACAUGAGGUAACUUGAUUAUAGUUAAGGAACUUAUUGAUAGUUUUGAUGUUCAUGAGUCUAGUUAAAUGAGUUGUUAAAUUUAGAAAGAAUUCAUAAAAAUGUUUUUUUUUACAACAGUUUUAUGUCGUUUGAGCCGAAUUAAAAAAAAAUCUUUAAAUGUUGACAAAAAUUCAGAUCAACUAUUGUAUCAUAUUAAACUUAGUUUUCAGAAAGUACAACGAUUUAUUACAAAUCAACAGUUUCUAAGAUUAUUAUUGAUAAUUAUUACUGUAUCUUUAAUAAAGAUUCUUUAUUGUUAUUAUUAUAUUACGCAUGCACUAAUGUUUGAGUAUGAUAGUCAUAUAGAUGUUCGCAUGUGUAAUAAAUAGCGAAAAGGGCAAGAAUUCUAUUCAAGAAUUCGGUUACUUUGUUGUAUCACUUGAUCUGCGGUAAGCUGACGCGAGAUGUAAAGUUGUAUAAAAUGUAAGAAUUUCGAACUGGAAAGUGGAUAAAUAUAACUGUAGAAUUUUAUAAUUAACAUUUAUUGACAACAAAUAUUUAUUCAAAAUGAUGUAAAAAUGUUCGUUUCAGCUCCCUGAUGAUAAGAAAUGAUAUUAUAAUCAUUAUACAUAGAUUGUCGACGUAAAUUAAUUCACUAUCUUGAACAAAUUACAAGAUAUAUUUCAACAUGCCAUAAUUUUCCAGCUUAUUCCAAAAUGUUUUAUAUUUAAAAAUAGUUAGCAAUCGCUUGAUUCUGCCGUAACAAUUAAAAAUGCUAAGAAUAUUUUGAUUAAAAAUUCUUUUAUGGUUCAAUGGUAUACAGAUGUUUCAGAAAUCAUUGAGUCAUCAUUGAAGUUCUAUCGUAAUAAUAUACAAAGUUGCUGUGUCUACUGCACUUUGAUACUUAUUUGAUAAUGUCAAAGGUUAUUACAAGCAUACUAUAUACAAGUAUGAGAUAAUCGCUUUUUAUAUAUUAAUGUGUGCUUUUAUAAAUAUAUACAGCUAAACAGAUGUUUAUAAUGCAAAAUAAAUCUCUAUCGUACUUAAAUUAACGAAAAUAAGUACGAAGGAAGCGACAGCAUUAAUUGAUGAUUUAAUCUUUGCCAAAGGCUGUUUAGGUAGCACUGAUUUUGAAUGUGAAAUAUUUUUGUAUAAGCCGAUUAUUGUUUAUUUAUGUAAGUAUUUACUCUGAAAGUUGAAAUAAUUAUUACUCAAGUUUUUCAUAAAAGACAAAAACGUAAUAUGGAAAAGCCGUUUGAGUGGUUUGAUUUUGAAAAAUGUAUAACCUUCAACAAAUUUUUUAUAAUACUAAUAAUCGUAUCGGAACUGUACAUAGCACCUUGGGUAAAUAUUAUGUAGAUGUUGUAUCAAAACAGUGACUGAUGAUUGUGUUUAAAUUAGAAACAAUACAAAAAUGUGCAAAAUUUCACAAAAAAAAAAACUGCUGAGUCAAACAUAUUGCAGCUACUGUAAAUAUGUACAUUAAACAAAAUAUUUGGAAAGAACGGCAAAUACUCAACAGUUUUCAGUUUUUUAAUGAAAUAAAUAUUAUUUACUGUUAUCCACGAUCAAAGACUUUUAAAGUUGAGUACUUGCAGUUCUAUUAGGAAGACUGUCUGAAGCUAUGGUGUUUGCCCGAUGAGACUGAACAUUCCAUUUCUCCGCUUUAAUAUAUAUACUAAGGGAGAAUAUUUAAACUCGAAAAAAAAACUUUCAUUGGUACCCAUAGUCUUCCAAUAAACAUGGAUAAUUCAGACUAAUUCCUAUUUGAUAUUACGUGUAUCUAUAAACAAUUAAUAACGUUGUAAACACGUUGAAGCAGGGGAUUGUGAAAAUAAAUAAAAUAAAAUGUUUGCUGAUACAGAUAUCUUUUUCGAUAUUAUCGCUAAUGUAUUUAUCAAACAAACUAGUGAUUUCCAUUUCUUCCACUGUCAUUGUGUUCACGCUUUGACGAACAAGUAGAAAGCAUUUUUGUAUAAAAAAAAAAUAAAUAAAAACAGCGUUCUGUAAUUUUAUUUUUAUUCGACCUGCUUGUUAAAACAGUAUCGGUGGAAAAGCUUGCCGAUUAUGCAAGUUUAUUUCACAGGGUGUGGGUCUGAUUUAAGUGCGUAUUUAGAAUAAAAAGCUUUCGCGUCAAGCGUUGCUGUGCAACAAUUUUUCUCUCCCCGCUCUGCUACGUCCGUAAUUUUAUCUCGAUCAAAAGCAAAAGUUUUUGGCGCUAUAAAUUAUGUAAUAGGUAAUUAUUAAUUACUGUACGCUGUGUAUGCAUAUAUCUUAUAAGCGUAGCAAAAUUUCGACGUACAAUUGCUGGGUUAUCAUUUCGAUUAAGUGGAAAAAUAAUAGCGAAGGUGAGUACGUGAGAAACGUGCAAGUUAGGUUUCCGGGUGUGAGGAUGAUUUGCUAACGUGUAUAUCUGGUGUGUGAUACGCAAUUAACGGAAAGACGAUUAUAAAAGUGACAACAGCGUAUGCGAUUAAUAAAGAUUAUA